GCAUCUCAGCAAAUCGUUGUCCAGUCUAUGCUUGAAUAUCAGGAACAGAAACUGCCUCCUGUGGUAGCCAUGACAGAGCUCUGUCAGAAAGUCUUUUCUUACACUGAUCUCCAGCAGUCUCCUCCUGAACCUGAUUUCCUGUAGCUUUCACCAAAUUGUAUUUGCACAGAAUGAUUUCCAUAAUUUCAACAACCUACAUCAACUCUCUUGUUCAAACUGCUUUUUAAGAGUAUCACAUUUCUCCCCUCUGGAUUGUUUCUCAAAUGGAACAUAACUAGCUUUACAUAGAAAGAUUUCAUUCAUUCAUCUAUUCUAAAGCGAUCAGUUGAGUGCUAACACAUGUCUGGCAUGGAGGCCAGCAAUAGUGGGACCCACAGAAGAAACAAGAGAAGGAGUCCAUCUGGGGAGAUAAAAAUACUCAUCAGAUCGGACGAUGACAGCCACAUAGGAUCCACAGAGAGAGAGCUGGAGCAGAGUAUGCUGAGAUCAAAAUGAUGGGUUGGGAGCAUUCUAAGGGUUCCAAGCAGAUGAUACAUCUGAGGGUCUGGGAAUACAGAGAGUAGGGAGUCCAGGGAGGCUCCCCUAGGAAGUGAGAUUUGAGAUGAGCUUAGAGAAUGGCAACAUAAGCCCCUGGUCAAACCACCCUGAUAAGCAGGCUCUGAGAGAGGACUCAACCAAGCCGCUAGGGAGGGGCUUAGUGAGGCUGGAGGAAGUUAGAGGGUGGCCACUUAGGGUGAGAAUUAUUUCCCUCUCCUCAGGACUGCCAGUCAGUCACUCUUGCCAGGAGCCUCCUCACAGCUUGUCCUAACCUCACUCUUGGGGACUGACCCGCUGACGCCUCCUGGGGCACGUGCUGCUGACAUGGCGGUCCUUCUCUGGCUGCUCCCUCUCCUGCUGCUCCUUGAAGCCAAAGGGGACUCUGGAGAUGAUGUGAAUCCUGAGGAAGUAGCAGCGGUCCUCCAGGGACCUGCUAGCCUCUCCCUGGAAAUACCGUCUGAUGAAGAUGUUGAGCGCAUCAUCUGGUACUUUCACAAGCCACUUGCUACCGUGGUGCCAGGGAAAGACGGACAUCCAGCUACCAUCAGAGUGACCAACCCACAGUUUGAGAACCGACUGAGCUGGCUGGACACCAGCCACACCCUGCUCAUCAGGAAUCUGAGCUGGGCGGACUCCGGCCUUUACCAAGCUCAAGUCUACCUGGGAACAUCACAGCUCUCUACCAUGCAGUACUACGAUCUACGUAUCUACCAAUGGCUGUCGGAGCCCCAAAUCACAGUGAACUUUGAGAUCUCCAGGGAAGGUCCCUGUAACAUGUCCCUGACAUGCUUCGUAAAGGCGGACAUGGACGUGACCUACAGCUGGUUUUCCUCGGGGGACAGCACCGAUACAAACCAUGAGGGCCCCGUCCUUAGAACAUCCUGGAGGCCCGGGGACAGCGCCCUCUUGUACACCUGCAGGGCCAGCAACCCCAUCAGCAGCAUCAGGUCCCGUCCUAUCUCUGCAGGACACUUCUGUGCAGAUCCUGGCUAUUCUGAGAAGCCCUCAACACCCUUCUGCCUCCUGGCCAAGGGACUUCUCCUCCUCUUGCUCUUGGUAAUUCUGGCUGUGGGACUCUGGGUCGUCCGGGUCGUCCGAGUCCAGAAAAAAAAACAAAUGCCCAAGAUGAAGAAACUCAAGAGGAACAGAAUGGAACUGAGGAAGAGGGAGAAGCCUGGCCUCAGCCUACCCUGACUGUCCCUCGGGGACUCCUGUCCUGAACUUUGUUUCUUUCCAGCUCUCAGGAAAGUGUGCCUCAUCUCUCCUCCUCCCAGGGACUCAGUUAGGGGGUGGGGGGCCGGGUCGUCCACAGGGCCAUACUCCGCGAGGGAAGACUGUCAGGAAAUAAAGUCAAAUUAAGCGAC
Molecule: messenger RNA, 1901 nt
Organism: Oryctolagus cuniculus (rabbit)
Lineage: Eukaryota; Metazoa; Chordata; Mammalia; Lagomorpha; Leporidae
Gene: SLAMF9
Product: SLAM family member 9
Biological process (GO): plasmacytoid dendritic cell cytokine production; T cell activation
Cellular component (GO): external side of plasma membrane; membrane
Source: RefSeq, a predicted model, not a curated record